This is a messenger RNA of Penicillium subrubescens, 2055 nucleotides long. Its product is annotated as stress-regulated transcription factor RPN4. Gene Ontology annotation, cellular component: nucleus. The record is from RefSeq and is a predicted model, not a curated record. The coding region runs from base 1 to 2055 and encodes 684 amino acids. NCBI's taxonomy places the organism in Eukaryota, Fungi, Ascomycota, Eurotiomycetes, Eurotiales, Aspergillaceae. The transcript has a single exon. Gene Ontology annotation, biological process: regulation of transcription by RNA polymerase II.
AUGCUUAUGUACCCACGUAAGGGUCUCAUCACCGAUCCAUUCUAUCCCGAAGACUGCAUCAUACAAGACGACCACUACCCCGAUUCAUUCGAGAACACUCCCCAAUAUCAACAGCAGCAGCACUAUCAGCAACAACAGUCCUGCUUACAGCCACCGUUCCACUACCAAUCGAAUCAGCAAUUUAAUCACCUCGGCCAGCUUAACCAGUUCGCCUCUCCACCUUCCUCCGCGCCUUCUUCACCCACCUUCUCCUCGCCAACCUUCUCAAUUUCUUACCCUCCGACGACGGCGGCCGAUAGCCAAUCUUUCGGGGCUCCUUCGAUGACCCCGGCGUCUUCCUAUAACCCGUCGUUUGACAUCCAGGGCUCCGCCUCACCAUCAUCGCAGUAUCUGCCACAAUAUUCGCAAUAUUAUAACCCCAUGUUGGCGCAACAACAACCGAUCGCCAGCAACCAGGGCUGGGAUAGCAACUUGCAACUGUUGAGCCCCGCUCGCAUUCCAUUCCCACAAAAGCCCUCCCCCAACUCAGCUUCCUCCCGAUCCCCCAACGGCCAUCGACGAUCCGACAGCUCAUCAAAGCCGCUGCCAACCCCGGUGCAAACUCCCGUCCAGAACUCUUUCCUCACUGCUCCCUUCCAGAACUACGAACCAUCUACAUGGGACGCUAGCAAUGUCGAAGCAGAGUCGGCCAUGAGGAAGGCGAUUAUGGACCAGCAGCAAAAGCACCAGACAUCUCCCGCGCAGCAACAGCAGGGCGAUUACUCACUGGCUCCUUCCGUCUCAACAAUGAGCCACAAUUCCCCUGUGACCCCACAGACCAGUCUGGAUGAGCUGGAUGAUUCCAAGGCGAUGACCAAUGGUGAGAUUCGGUCUUUUGACAUUGAUUUCUGGACGAACGAGUACUCACGCUUCGACCCAGUUUCAGAUUACGCUGGCAACAAUGGUGGCAUGAUGGGCAUUCCCAAGUUGAACCGCACGAUUUCCGAUAUCUAUCAAGACGAGCUCUUCAACCCUACUAUCAUGGCCGCCCCACAGCAAACGAUGAAGCCGAUGAAUUCGAACCUUUUGAACCCGCACAAUGUCAUUGCCGACCGAUUGCAUGCUGCUAAACAGGGCCACCUGUCCGCUCGGUCUGGAUCUCCGGCUAUGGGCAUCAAGCGCGAGCGCUCUCCCUUCCGCCAGACCUCACCAUUUGCCGGUGACCUGCAGAUGGCUACCAGCGUGCCCAUGCCUCAAAACCUCAUGAGCAUGGCUCCCUCGACCGCAAACCAGACCGACCUCAAGACCAUGUCCCCCAAGGACGCUGUGUUGGAUUUGGAUGAAGGCGCGGAUGCCGCCAUGCCCCCGCUCUUCCCACCACAGCAGGCCGAUUUUAACUUGGGCGAUGCCCUUGGGUUGCGCCGUGAGAGCUCGGGAUCCAUGCGCCCGGCCAUGUCUACGAUGGAGGCAUUCCCAAGCCAGUACGCCAGUGUUCAGCAGCCCCAGUUCUACCAACAGGCCCGUCCCCAGUCGAACCUCUUGCAGCAGACUCCCGACUUCCCUGCUUCACUUCCGCGAUUGGAGUCUACGGGCAGCGAGCUGCACUCGGGCACUAUGACUCCUCAGGCCAAGCUGCCAGUCAACGAUAGCAUCGUUCGACCCAACAAUACUUCGGCUGAUGGAGGUACCUACACUUGCACCUACCAUGGUUGCACUCUCCGAUUCGAUACUCCCGCCAAGCUCCAGCGACACAAGCGCGAGGCGCAUCGCCAGACCACCCCUGGUGGUCACCUGAUUACUCGGGAUACCUCGUUGCGCAACUCCCAGGCUGGUCCCCACAAGUGUGAGCGGAUUAACCCGUCUACUGGCAAGCCGUGCAAUUCGAUCUUCUCUCGGCCCUACGAUCUUACUCGGCACGAAGAUACGAUCCACAAUGCGCGCAAGCAAAAGGUGCGAUGCCAUCUCUGCACUGAGGAAAAGACCUUUAGUCGCAACGAUGCAUUGACCCGACACAUGCGUGUGGUGCACCCCGAAGUGGACUGGCCUGGCAAGCAACGACGCCGGGGAAGGGACUGA